AUGCAUUCUUGGAAACAGUUAAAUACUUUGUACUAUCUACCUAUUUGUAAUUACAUAAAUAAUUUGUGUUGCCAUGGUAACCGUACGAUCAAACAGUUCCAAACAAUCUGUUACAAUCGGGUCAUGGCACUGUUAACUUUUCACUCAACUCCUCUUCUGCAAGAAUAUCAAUCAACUUGGAUUUCUCGAGCAAGUUUUUUUGCUGGCCUAUGUUUUCUACUGUGCGCUUUUGCUCCCUUUUUAGUUGCAUUUAGUAGUCAUGGAUUUUGGGUAAAGCAUCAUGUACACCGAGAAAAACCCAACGUCCGCUUCAAGUACCAAGCAUUAUUGUUAGCUCGCUCGCCAACCAGCGAAAUCACCUGGAGUACAUUCACCGAAUACAAUUUGCUAAGUAGCCAAUACCUGCAUUUCCCAUCAAUAACUGUCUCAGAAAGAGAUGAAAAUGACGAUGGAUUCAUGGACGGGCUAGACUUGAAGUUGGAAUUCGAGAGUAAUGAGACAAUUAACUUUAUCAAUAUGCUGUUAAUAUUUUCAUAUCGACUUAAGGAUAUCUCAGCCAUACAUAUGGAAUCGUUGGGCGUAAUUCAGUACGAUUCUGGAAUCCCGUUAACUGGCUUGCGUUUCGUGGGUGAUUUACAAUGGGUCCAGAAACGCAUGGUCGAAUUUCGGCAAACCGAUGACCGUUAUAAUCAGACGAUCGUGAGACAGUUUGAGAUAUCAGACCUGCUUAGAGCUUACAACGCUCGUGAUUAUGGAACUGAAUUGCGCAAUGGACACUAUGUACCGAUUUACGGCCCAAGCGAUGGCUUAGUUAGAAUCCAUACCUACAUCCGAUAUACGGAAGCAAUGUUAGAAUACGCACCUGGUAUUUGGAAUGUUUUGAAAUGGGCUUGGAUCCAGUACGCUUCUAUCUUGUUGGUUUUUGUCUACGCUACUGGCGUUAUAAAGAACGUCGUUUUCAGCCAACAGAUGGUUCCAACAUGGAAUGAGAAACGCAUUAAAACCAUAGCCAAUGAUUCAAGACAUUAA
Molecule: messenger RNA, 1029 nt
Organism: Daphnia carinata
Lineage: Eukaryota; Metazoa; Arthropoda; Branchiopoda; Diplostraca; Daphniidae
Product: transmembrane protein 231-like
Exons: 4
Coding region: 1-1029 (342 amino acids)
Biological process (GO): regulation of protein localization; cilium assembly
Cellular component (GO): ciliary transition zone; ciliary membrane
Source: RefSeq, a predicted model, not a curated record